AUGUCGUCAAACAACAAGAGCCCGGUUCAGCAGGACCUACCUCCUAACCAUGACGGCCACCCCUCGGAGUCCACCGGUAGCGUUUACAAUUCCGUGAGAAGGUCCAGCAUCCCCGCUCCGACGGCAAAUCCUGAGGGCUCUUUCCAACCCAACACUGAGAACCCGUCUCCGUCCAUGUCGAAACCAAUCACCAGUGAUCCGGUCUCCCAGGGCGGCUCAUCCGUCCAGCACCGCUUCCUCACCCCAACAGAGUGGGCUCGGAUCGCCCAUGGAAUUGGUGCUAUCCGGGAGGGAGAGGAACAUCAAGUUGUUCACCCCACUUGCUGGUACUACCCCCCGAAGGGCCUACCCGACGGUCUGUACAAGGAUGUGGUCAAACAGCGGACGAAGUACUCCUUCGCUUUCGGGACUCUCAGUGUGGUCCACUGGCAUCUCAUGAUCCUCCAGGUCAUGCUGGGUGCGGUUCUUACUGCGCUCGGCUCAACCCCGAAGCGUGAAUCCACGCCGAUUACGGCUCUAGCAGCUGUAAAUACGGUGGGCGCUGGUUUGAUUGCCCUCCUACACAACAGCGGGCUCCCAGACCGAUACAGAAUGGACAAGGCGCAAUUUGUUGAAGUUGAGGACUACAUCAGAGAACUCUUAGACACCGGUGUCGUUGAGGCUCACAUGAAAGUUGAAGACGUACUCGGCGAGUGUUAUACCCGCUUCGCAGCUGCAAGAGCUACCGUGAUUUCCAACAAGCCGGACGUUUACGCUGGCCCCAAGGCUAAAUCCGACACCACAGCCGACCCUCGUCCGCAGCAGACGCCCAACACCCAGCCGGCGACCCAGUAA
Messenger RNA from Dichotomopilus funicola, 834 nucleotides. RefSeq lists its product as uncharacterized. The record is from RefSeq and is a predicted model, not a curated record. The transcript has 2 exons. Lineage: Eukaryota; Fungi; Ascomycota; Sordariomycetes; Sordariales; Chaetomiaceae. Bases 1 to 834 code for a protein of 277 amino acids.